This is a messenger RNA of Tachysurus fulvidraco (yellow catfish), 4104 nucleotides long. It is a transcript of the gene arhgap42b, whose product is annotated as rho GTPase-activating protein 42. NCBI's taxonomy places the organism in Eukaryota, Metazoa, Chordata, Actinopteri, Siluriformes, Bagridae. The record is from RefSeq and is a predicted model, not a curated record. Gene Ontology annotation, biological process: signal transduction. Gene Ontology annotation, molecular function: protein binding; GTPase activator activity. The transcript is spliced from 25 exons. Gene Ontology annotation, cellular component: cytoplasm. The coding region runs from base 326 to 2908 and encodes 860 amino acids.
ACACACACACACACACACACACACACACACACACACACACACACACACACACACACACACAGCAGCCAGCAGGAGUCUCGGUGUUUCAGUAUAACGGUAAACUGGAGAGAAAGUUUAACUUAAUGCCGGAAGUGAAGCUGAACAGAGAGAAAAGCGGAGAGGAAAGUGAAGUGAAACCGCGCUGUGACACUGACACACACAUGAAGAGGAGGAGGAUGAAGGUGGUGUCUCAUUAACGUCGCGCUGUAAGACAGAGAGAGAGAGAGAGAGAGAGAGAGAGAGAGAGAGACAGAGAGAGAGAGAGAGAGAGAGAGAGACAGAGACAAUGGGAUUACCGACUCUGGAGUUCAGCGACUCGGUCCUGGACAGUCCGACCUUCAGAGACAGACUGAAGAACCACGAACUGGAGCUGGAGAACACCAACAAGUUCAUCAAGGAGCUCAUCAAAGACGGCAACGCGCUCAUAGGAGCACUUAGAAAUUUCUCUGAAUGUGUGUUGAAGUUUGCUCAGUCGCUGCAGGAGUUUCAGUUCGAGUGCAUCGGUGACGCAGAGACAGACGACGAGGUGAACGUUGCUCAGUCUUUUAAGGAGUUCUCACAGCUGCUGAACAAGGUGGAGGAGGAGAGACACCGCCUCAUCCAGAACGCUGACGACGUUCUCAUCACACCUUUGGAGAAAUUCCGUACGGAGCAGAUCGGAGCGGCUAAAGAAGGAAAGAAGAAAUUCCUCAAAGAGAGUGAGAAGUACUACACAUCCCUGGAGAAACAUCUCAACCUGUCUUCUAAGAAGAAAGAGUCAUCACUCCAGGAGGCUGAUUCUCAGAUUGAUAAAGAGAGGCUGCUCUUCUAUGAUGCCUCGCUUGAGUAUGUCUUCAAAAUCCAGGAGGUUCAGGAGAAGAAGAAGUUUGAGUUUGUCGAGCCGCUCCUGGCCUUCCUACUCGGUUUAUUCACUUUCUACCAUGAGGGAUAUGAACUGGCUCAAGAGUUCGAACCUUAUAAACAGCAGCUCCAGUUCAACCUGCAGAAUACUCGGAACAACUACCUGACCACUAAACAGGAGGUUGAGAAACUGAUGAACAGAGUGAGGUCUGCAGAUCAGGACCAGAAACCACCAGGACAGUGGACCAUGGAGGGCUACCUGUACAUCCAGGAAAAAAGACCUCUGGGCUGCUCCUGGACUCGACAUUACUGCACUUAUGAUAAAGCCACUAAGACCUUCAGCAUGACCAACACCGAGACCAAGACCACCAACAAACAGAACGACGUGGUGUUAAACUCAGCUGAAGUCUUCAAGCUCAAGUCGUGUGUCAGGAGAAAAACCGACUCCAUCGACAAACGUUUCUGUUUCGACAUCGAGAUGGUAGAGAGAGAUGCUGUGUGUCGUGGAACUAUUUUCAGUCCCCUGCAGUUUUUCUGUAAAUUUCGACAUGGUAUUAUCACUUUGCAGGCUCUGUCUGAAUCUAACAGGAGAAUGUGGCUGGAGGCGAUGGACGGCAAAGAACCAAUCUACAACCUACCUGCAGUCCUGAGCAAGAAAGACGAGACUCAUCUGAACCAAGCAGGCUUUAAUUUUGUGAGGAAGUGCAUUAGCAUGGUGGAGGCAAGAGGCAUUAACACUAUGGGACUGUACCGUAUCGGAGGAGUGAACUCUAAAGUGCAGAAGUUGAUGAACUCUGUCUUCUCACCUAAAGCUCCAGCAGACAUGGACCUAGAUCCUGAAAUAUGGGACAAUAAAACCAUCACUAGCGGACUGAAGAAUUACCUCAGGUGUCUCACUGAGCCGCUCAUGACAUACAGACUCCAUGAGGAUUUCCUUGCGGCUGUCAAAUCAGAUGAUCAGAAUUACAGAGUGUGUUCGGUUCAUGCGCUGGUCCACAAACUGCCUGAGAAAAAUAAAGAAAUGCUGCAGAUUAUAAUUAAACACCUUCUUACAGUCUCAGCUCACAGUAAGACCAACAUGAUGACGGUAUCGAACCUUGCUGUGAUCUUCGGCCCCACACUGAUGCGCUCUCAGGAGGAGACUGUGGCUGCCAUGAUGAACAUCAAGUUCCAGAACGUGGUGGUGGAGAUCCUGAUCCAGAACUUUGAGAAGAUCUUCCACCAGACUCCAGACCCCAACAUUCCCUUGUCACAGCUCCACACUCGGCCGGAGUCACGCAGGAACAGAGCCAUCUGUCUCUCCACAGGAUCUCGCAAACCCAAACACACACACACACACUCGCUGUGUGUUGCUGAUGCUGACAGUGACACAUUCAGUAGCAGUUCCUGCAGCACCACGAUGGGCAGCGUGGACUCUCUGUCGUCUCACUGGUCUGAGCAGAACCUGUCCAAACUGAGCUCCUGUGCUCCCUAUAAAGAGAAGGUGUAUCUAUCCACUGUGUCCCCCAUCGGGCCCCGGGGCCAAGACUCCUCCUCCAGGGGGGACGUGGGGCGGGCGGAUGGAGAAUCGGACGACUCGUACAGCUCACCUGCUCUGAGGAACGUUCACAGAAACAUCACACACGGCUGUGGAGCUGCAGUGAGAUCAGAGCGGAUCGGCUGUGUAUCUGCACCUGCACUGCAACCGCUCCAACACACACACGAUAAACAGAGUGACGGCACCCAGUGGCUCAACCUGCCUCCUAAGUUGCCCCAGCGUCAGGACGUCGGCUCCGUCAGCGGCUACCAGAGACCCAUGUCAUUAGUGGCAGCAAGAGCGCUGAUGUUUGAAAGUCCCUCAGUGUCGACACCAACUGGCCGAGAUGCAAAAGCCAUAUAUUCCUGUGAGGCGGAGCAUAGCAACGAGCUGAGUUUCCCCCAGGGGGCGCACUUCUCUAACGUGAACCCUUCAGUGGAACCCGGCUGGCUUCAGGCAACGUACGAGGGCAAAACAGGACUGGUUCCAAAAAACUAUGUGGUUUUCCUCUGAGCCCACACAGAGAUGUCAUCCAGCCUGAUGGGGUGUGUGUGUGUGUGUGUGUGUGUGUGUGUGUGUGUGUGUGUGUGUGUGUGUGUGUGUGUGUGUGUGUGUGUGUGUGUGUGUGUGUGUGUGUGUGUGCAUGAUGGUGUAUGUCCUGUCCAUGGUUUAUACACGGAAUACAGUUAAAGACAUAAAUAUACCACACACACACACACACACACACACACACACACACACACACACACACACACAGGUACAGUAGUCAUCUUCGUCAUCAUGACUGUUUUAGCAUAAAGCUCUUAAAGCAAUAUAAAGUUUGGAACCUUUUAUUUAGCUCCAUCACUGUUUUAUCUGUUUACUCUGUAAUGAAAGUCUGACACUCGAGCUGCUCAUUAGUCUAGAAUUGUGUAGAUGUACUGAACUCUACCUAGGAAGCUCCGCCCCCUUCUGCCAUCUUACACUGAAAUCUUCCUCUCAUCUCGUCUCACUUAGUUAUCACACACACGAACACACACACACACACACACACACACACACACACACACACACACACACACACAGUAAUUAUAUAAAUGUGUGAAUGUUGUAUGAAAUUGUUUAAUUGUAUUUUUUACAGUGUGAUUUGUGUUUGUAGUUAUUGUGUGUAUUUUAGAGACAACUGUGUAAAAAGUCAUUCUGAUACCCUGACCUCUGACCCCUGACCUCUAACCCCAACCCCUAACCAUAAUUCUGUUCUUUCCUUCAUGUUCUUAAAUGCUGUUAAAUGUAAAAGAUGAAUGUAGUCGUCAUUGUGCACACAUUGUGUCAGUCACUUUAAUCAGGUGUUGUGUAGGCAGGGGUUGUGUAGUCAGGUGUUGUGUAGGCAGGGGUUGUGUAGUCAGGGGUUGUGUAGGCAGGGGUUGUGUGGUCAGGGGUUGUGUAGGCAGGGGUUGUGUAGGCAGGGGUUGUGUAGGCAGGGGUUGUGUAGGCAGGGGUUGUGUAGGCAGGGGUUGUGUGGUCAGGGGUUGUGUAGUCAGGGGUUGUGUAGUCAGGGAUUGUGUGGUCAGGGGUUGUGUGGUCAGGGGUUGUGUGGUCAGGGGUUGUGUUGUGCUGUAACUGUAUUGAUUGAACUGAACAAAGUUGUAUCACUGUUUUAGAUAUUUUUAGUUUGAUUUUUCACAAAUGUGAAUGUUUUACUGUCAAUAAAUUUCUACAUCAUGACCUCA